Molecule: messenger RNA, 3897 nt
Organism: Laccaria bicolor S238N-H82
Lineage: Eukaryota; Fungi; Basidiomycota; Agaricomycetes; Agaricales; Hydnangiaceae
Exons: 28
Coding region: 1-3897 (1298 amino acids)
Biological process (GO): TORC2 signaling
Cellular component (GO): TORC2 complex
Source: RefSeq, a predicted model, not a curated record
AUGACCUCAUUGAUUCCCUCGACAUUGGUCAAUGGUGACUCCCUGGACGGACCUCUUUUUGCCGAGCUCGAUGGCAAGGAGCCCGCUGAGCAGCUGGAACUCUUGAACAGCCAACUCGCUCUCGAGCACCGAAUCAAGGAGGGGGCAGAAAAUCUUCUGAACAUGGGCAUGGCGGAUUAUUCUCGUAUGAAGGUCGAGGCAGAGCUGGAUAUUUCGAAGAAGAAGAUCAGUGCAAUCGCUAAGCGUAUUGAACAAACGUCAAGGUACGCAGCCAAGAAUGGCGCCGCCGCUGUCAGGCGCAAACUCGGUCAGGGACACGCGCCAACUGCGAGCGUCAGGUCCUUGAGGGACAAUGAGGAUAAAAGUGGCGAGGACUUCCGCACAGCUCUCCAACACGCGACCAGCUUCGUUAAGGACUUGGAAUCCCUUGCGCGGUCGGCAUCUUCCUUACCACCCGCUUCCACCUCCACCUCUAGUGGGAUGCAACCAGCUGCCGUGGUCGAGUAUGAUCGCCAGACGACUGAGCUGAUGACCAAGCUAAUUGGUGUACUCCAACGACAUCUCCGAGUACGCUAUGAACUGAGCCUGGACGAUUUGUUGCAUGCUGUCAUCCCUGGUUUAGGGGACCGAUGUUCAAAGCAAUGCAGGGCUGCAGCAUAUCGAUUGCUGCGACAUGCCUUGGUGGACGCUGAAUCAGUAAAGCGGCUAGGACAAUCUGUGGACUGGUAUAUGGUCAAAUCCCUUCAACGAGAUAACAAGCAUGCCGUUGAAAAGGAGCAAGUCAUCAAGCUCAUUCGAACCAUUGCCGAAAUUGGAAGCAAACGGGCCUCCACCAAUGCUGGGAGCGGUGGCCUGGUGCCUCUCUCCGAAGCUGUCAUGCGAGCUGUCAUCGCUGUGGCAGAGCACCCUGAGGACUCCCUGCGGGCGAUUUGCGUGCAAACCCUGACCGAAAUAAUGGUACUUGAUAUAGAUCUCGUGGCGCGGACGGGUGGAAUCCGAUUUCUUCUGCAUGUUUUGGGAGAAGGCCCAGUGGAGAUAACCCCUAUCCUGGCUGCAGCAUUCCUACAUAUUGUAGACUCUCCCCGCACACGAGCUUACCUCCGCGUUGGCACUGACCUCGAGAUGGCACUCUCAGCCGUGACGGAUGCCUACGGAAAAGGUUCAGACCAUGCGGAGCGAAUGAGGGGAUGUAGCAAGGUCGUGCAGCUCAUGUUGCGAACCUGGAGUGGGUUGAUGUACUUUUGCAUAGAUGACAUGCGCGCGAUCAGGUCAUUAAUUGAUACUCUGCGCAUACCUUCUCUUGAUACUAGAGAAAUUAUUCUAGACAUGUUCUUUGAGCUCCUGAAUAUCAAAACUCCCGAAUGGUACCAAACUUUCAUCGAUGGCAGGAGACUGACGAUGUAUCGGAAACCCCGCGAUGGAGAUGAGACACAGCAGGAACCAGAGAAACCCGAACGACUAAAUCAGACAUUAAAAUUGACGGAUCAAUACCUUGCUCUUUUGCUGUUAGUACUAACCAAUGCUGGAUUAUGCGACGCUCUUACCUCAAUGAUAGAAGAGACAACGACAGGCUCCAAUCUAUCUCGCAAAGCCACAUUAUUGUUAGCAGAGGCUUUAGCAAUGACAAACCGAGUUCUUCCUUUGUCGAUCGCUGGUAGAAUUCAGGCUGUUCCUGAAGUCUUCACCAUGGCGACUGACUAUCGAGACGGUGAAAGGAGAAUAGUAGGUACAUCAGCUCUGUCGGCCAUCGACAGCUUCAAUCGCAAUCGGACAAGGCUAGAGCCUGGUACUGUCAAGAACUCCCGUCCAAGAGCCAAUUCCGCCGAGGAUGCGGUUCGUCGUGGACAGAGACAGGUGGAGCAGGUCAAACUCAAGAUGAGCAUGCAAAUGGAUGAUAGAACAUUUCAAUCUUCCAUCCUGGAGACUCAGGUCAUUGUAACGAAGGAUUUUGCGAAGUGGAAUUUUGAAACACUACAAGAACUGAUAGAGGGCCCGUUGUUGAACCCCAAGCGCAUGGAGGAGGCUAUUAAAGUAUCCAGGUUCAUACGACGCCUCAUGUCGUUCUUCCACCCGUUCAACCAUCGAUUUUCAGACCUACCGCGAACAAAAGCCAAUACCCGUUGGGUGCGGCUUGGAUGUUCGUUAUUGACUACGCUCAUGUCUAGCCCAGACGGCGUGAGGUAUCUCUCAACAGAAGAUCAGUUUCUUGCGCAGAUUGUCAAAAGCUUCGCUCAAUUAGAUCCAUUUAACGGCGUACCUGACUCAGACCCGAUCUUUUCCAAGAAACGAGUGACGGAUACACUAACGUAUGGCUACCUUGAGAUGCUUGGUACUUUGAGCAAAUACAAGGAAGGCAUUGAGCUGCUUGAAAAGUUCAAAAUUUUUACAGCUUUCUACCAUCUGAGCGAGCUGCGGAGUCGAGAGGAUUUAAUUAAAGGAAUCGUCGAGAAUCUGGAUUACAACAUUGACGGCCACCCCCGAAUAGUCUUAUCUAAGGCACUGACCUCAAGUUACAAGCAUAUUCGCCUAUAUGCUACUCGUCAUUUAGGCGUGCUCAUUCGUGGAUCUGCAAACGCCAACGCUUGGACUUUGCGGUUGCUUCUAACCCAAUUGUACGAUCCUGCUCCGGAGGUUUGUGAAAUGGCUGUCCACUUUCUGGAAGAAGCAUGCGAGUCCAAGGAAAUACUACAAUUAGUGGUGGAUAUGCAGCCUACAAUGGAUCACUUGGGGGAAAUUGGGCAUCCUUUGCUCCUCAAGUUCAUGUCUACGCCAAUGGGCUUUCGUUAUCUUUACGAUGCUGGGUACAUUGAUCGUGAAAUGGACAUGUGGUUCAAUGAGCGCAACAUCUACUACGUGGUUCAAGUUGAGGUUUUUCUUGCCAAAGUCUUCAAUACCUCCAACUUGGCCGACGAAGACGAGGACCUCCUCGCGUUCGACGGUACGGUACCACCCCACUUUUACGGGGAAAUGUCGAAGACGGAACUGGGAUGUCAAAUCCUACAAGAGAAAGGGCAUUUUACAGAAUUUUCCCAGUUCAUUCGGCGACAUAGCAACGAGAGCGAGGAUACAGACCUCAUCAUGAAAUUGAAGAGCAUUUUGUGGGCUGUGGGCAACGUUGGUGCUACAGAAGGUGGUCUUCAUUUUCUGGAAGAGGAGGAGAUCAUCCCGUCUGUCCUUGAGAUCGCGGAGAACUCGCCGAUUUCUUCUGUUAGGGGCACUUGCUUCUUUGUGCUAGGCCUGAUAUCUUCAACAUCUCAAGGUGCCGAAAUUCUUGACGAUUACAAUUGGGAAGCCACAUUGUCGCCUCUUGGAAUGCCCACCGGACUAUGCAUACCCUCGGAUGUCGAUAAGUUUAUUUCAAUACCAUCGUGGAGCCAACACAUUCCACAAAUCAAUGACGAUCGUCUGGUCCCGCCUACGGCUGAACACGAGCUAGAAAUUGUGACGGCUCUCCAAAAUCUCUCUAACACUGUCAUUGCAAAUGCUGCCUCACGAUCGCUCGCCAGGAUCAAAGCACGACCCGAAUUCAAGUAUUCAUUCACAUCUCCGCAGAUGCUUUAUAGGGCGUUCCACAUUAUAUCCACGCAACGAUACCGUCUACCCGUUAGACGGUACAUUCUGGACCUUUUCAACCUUGAGCUCAAUCCACAACUUGUGAACGCCCUCAAUACUGCUGCUGAUGAUUUGAAGGCUCCUCCAACAUACAAACCCCCACGCACAGACAGCAUUCGACUGAGUGUGUUUGGCCGGGUCGGGAAAUCGCGGCGUACAUCGGAGAGUGAUGAGUCUGACGAGGAAGAUGCGCAGAAUAUACCAGCCCAUCAGAACAAACUUCCUGACGAGCGCCCAAUCCUAAGUCUACGGCCUGUAAGUAGGGUCAUUGGCUUUGCUACUUAA